Molecule: messenger RNA, 1484 nt
Organism: Kogia breviceps (pygmy sperm whale)
Lineage: Eukaryota; Metazoa; Chordata; Mammalia; Artiodactyla; Physeteridae
Gene: GINS2
Product: GINS complex subunit 2
Biological process (GO): double-strand break repair via break-induced replication; DNA replication
Cellular component (GO): nucleus; GINS complex
Source: RefSeq, a predicted model, not a curated record
UUGCUCGGUGGCGGGAAAGCGGCGGCUGCAGCGCGUCUUCCCGGACGCUGAGGGGCAGGAGGCGGCGGCGAGUCCCGUGGUGGCCGCGGGCUCCACCAUGGACGCGGCCGAGGUGGAGUUUCUGGCCGAGAAGGAGCUGGUCACCAUUAUCCCGAACUUCAGUUUGGACAAGAUCUACCUCAUCGGGGGCGACUUGGGGCCUUUCAACCCCGGCCUACCAGUGCAGGUGCCUCUGUGGCUGGCCAUCAACCUGAAACAGAGACAGAAGUGUCGGCUGCUCCCCCCCGAGUGGAUGGAUGUGGAAAAGUUGGAGAAGAUUCGGGACCAUGAACGAAAGGAAGGAACUUUUACCCCUAUGCCCAGCCUUUACUACAUGGAGCUCACCAAACUCUUGUUAAAUCAUGCUUCAGACAACAUCCCGAAAGCCGAUGAGAUCCGGACCCUGAUCAAGGACGUGUGGGACACUCGCACGGCCAAGCUCCGGGUGUCUGCUGACAGCUUUGUGAGACAGCAGGAGGCACACGCCAAGCUGGAUAACUUGACCUUGAUGGAGAUCAACACCAGCGGGGCUUUCCUCACACAAGCGCUCAAUCACAUGUACAAGCUCCGCACGAACCUGCAGCCUUCUGACAGCGCCCAGUCUCAGGACUUGUAGGCAGAGGCUGGUUUGCAGAGGCCCGUGUCUGCCGGCAGGAGGCUCACUGGGGGGCCUGAGUGCUCGGGAGUGACAGAGGUACUCACAUUUCCAGAGUUCUAGAACCGCUUCUGAAUGUGUGCAAAAAAGUGCAGUGAAGCAGGGGGUGGGUUUAUAACCUUGUUGGAAAGCAACAGGCUCGUGCUUAGUCCUCGAGACAUUCUGUAAUUCCGCGUCUGUGUCUGGGAGCCAGCUGUCCUUUCAUGGUGAAAUGAGAAAAGCAUUGGCAGAACGAAUGAUUUCCCUAGCAGAGCUGUGGGUCUCCUGCACGGGACUACGGGACUGUCGUGUGCAGGUUGAGUGUUCGGUGAUGUCCGGUGUUGCUUUUAAGAUGGAGAAAUGGCAGGAUGGUAACGUGGCCGUGGUCAUUUUUCUCCCUUCUUGACCCUGAUCUCUUGGGCUAAAUUUAGAGUCUGCUACAGAGGCUAUUCACACGGAGGACAGCAGAUGAGUGGCGAGUGACAGCCACCCGUAAUCUAAGCCCUGAUACACAAUAAAGAUGAAAUCAACCCAAAUCUCUGUUGGGUUUUUUUCCUGCAUAACUGCCACGCAAAGGAGCAGGCCAAGUGGCUAGAAUGAUCUGAUGGACCAAACUUGAGAGGUUUAGCAGGCAAUUGUGAACUUCUGACCGACACUCUGGGUGUCUCUUGUUCUCUUGGCUGCUUCUGGGUAAGGCCCUAAAGCGUUGCUUAUCAGCAAGAGGAAAGUCAGGGGAAAAUCAAUUCCGUGUUAUCGAGUGUGUGAGUGAAGCUGGAGACACGAUGCCAGGGGGACGAGUGGGGCCUAUGAC